This is a messenger RNA of Radiomyces spectabilis, 1719 nucleotides long. Its product is annotated as P-loop containing nucleoside triphosphate hydrolase protein. Gene Ontology annotation, biological process: microtubule-based movement. Lineage: Eukaryota; Fungi; Mucoromycota; Mucoromycetes; Mucorales; Radiomycetaceae. The transcript has 16 exons. Bases 1 to 1719 code for a protein of 572 amino acids. The record is from RefSeq and is a predicted model, not a curated record. Gene Ontology annotation, molecular function: microtubule binding; ATP binding; microtubule motor activity.
AUGUUGACCCCUGCAAGCAGUAGCACCAGUACCAGCAGUAACAGUAGUCUCUUAUUGCCAGUACCCUAUCCUCAAAGAUCGCGAUCAGCAUCGCGAUCGACUAGUUUACUGCCCAGACCAGUGGCAUCACGGUCUCGCGGGGUUUCCGAAUCGUUGCAGCAGCGUCCGUUACCCCGCACCAACAAUAGCACCAGCAGCCGUGUUUCAUCGACUCUGGAAGCCGAACGAUGUCACAUUGCUGUUCAAUGCCACGGAAUGCAGAAUGCUGGAUAUCAGAUCGAUGAGCAACAGCAUGUCAUCCGAGUAGUGACGGGUGCAUCAAGCGCCGCUAAAAAGUUCAAGUUCGACCGAUUCUUCAAUGGAAACAACAGCAGUAUCGACAUAUACCGUGCUUCUAUCAAGCCGAUUGUUAUCCAGGCAAUGGAGGGCUAUAAUGGAACGAUCAUCGGCUAUGGAGCGCCUACAGACACUUCUAGCAUGCUAGGUAAAACGAAAUGGUUGCCAACUGACGUUGGAUUAUUUGUAUUAAAAGAUCAUUUUGAGUCAGGAGAAGAUGGGAUCAUCUUUCAGGCUAUAGAUACCUUAUUCGAUAUGACUCAACAGUUGUCAGACAGAGAGUUCCUGUUGCGUAUGGCGUUAAUGGAGAUUCGUAACGAGUCAAUACGCGAUCUUCUUCCCGUGACUGAUCCACAGCAUCUUGGAAAAAUCUGUGACAAGAAAACACAUCUAGGUGCUUCUUGUAGACCGAUGGCAUCGGCGAUCCAAGUGCGUAAAUUGAUUCAUGAAGGAUUGGCAAAUCGAUACUUGGUUAGCAAAGAUCCACAAGGCCAUCUCAUUCUGCAAGUAAUUAUCGAAAGUCGUGAUUUAUGGAAGCCACCCAGCACAUCCCAAACAUCAAAAAUUCAACAAGCAGGAUGCAAAAGAGUCAAUGAGACGGUCAAAGUAUCAAAAUUGACGCUAGUCUUACUUGAUGACGAAGGCCAAGGACAAUUUGCAAAAUCGGCCGUGGAUAAAAGCCUAUUGACACUUAAAACCAUCUUGUCCCAUAUGGCAGAUAAAGGAUUAUCGAGUGGUUCAAAUCGGCGUCUUUUUCAGGAAUCGAUGAUCACGCAAAUAUUGGAGAAUUCAUUGCUGGGCGAUGCCAAAAUGGCGUUCCUUUGUACUUUGGACGGGCAUGACCCAAGAGCCAUUACGACCGUUCUAAAAGUGGCAACCCAAUUCCGACAAAUAACCUCUGCUCCUAGAAUUCACGAAAUAUAUUAUGAGAAAUCCCACAUGAACCAUUGUCAACGCGAGAUUGGGAAGCUUCAAGCAAGGGUUCGCACUGCUACUGGUUUAGCAGGGAUGCAAUCAAUACAAACCGUUUUGACGGACAGAUUACGGUUGUGGAAGCAAUACUUCAUAUCCUCUACGUCUCCACCUGCCCUCCAUCUUUCUAUGGAUGGCGAGAAAAAGCCGUCGGAGCAUGCUCCCAUGUUGGAACAACAGUUAUUGGAAGCCAAUGCUGCCAACGAAGAGCUGAGAAAGCAGCUGCGUGCGACUGAAAUCAGACUGAAAGAACUGGAGAGCAAUAGUCUGGCUGAUCGAGUAGCCCAGUUGGAAGUCGAGCUCAGCAUCACGAAAACGGAGCUUCAUGUAACCAAAUUAUUGUCAAAAGAAUCGGCACAUUUCACCGAUGCAGCCAAGGAUCCACUCAUCUGGCAUAUGACAUCGCUUUAA